Molecule: messenger RNA, 948 nt
Organism: Clonostachys rhizophaga
Lineage: Eukaryota; Fungi; Ascomycota; Sordariomycetes; Hypocreales; Bionectriaceae
Source: the annotation of a GenBank genome assembly
AUGAAUCCGUCGCAGUCCCUGCUUCGCGGUAUCCGCGUGUCAGGAAUCACUUCCAACGCACCCAAUUGCGCACGACUGGCCCGCAAUGCGACCCCUCGAAGACUAUUCUCGACGACCAACGUCCGGCCGAACCGUCAGGCUGCCGAUACUCCAGAAUUUGUCUCCAUCGCGGAUGCACCGCCCAAGCUUGUCCGAGCGGGCAAGAGACACGGCCCAGGCUUGAUCAUUCUUGCAAUCAUCCCAAUCACCGCCUUUGCAUUGGGAACCUGGCAGGUCCAGCGCUUGGGAUGGAAGACCGACCUCAUCGCCAAAUACGAAGACCGGCUCAUCCGCGACCCCCUCCCCCUUCCUCCCUCCAUCGACCCUUCUGUCAUUCCCGAUUUCGACCACCGCCGUGUUGUAGCUUCUGGCCAUUUCCGCCAUGACCAGGAGAUGCUUGUUGGACCCAGGAUGCGCGAAGGCACCGAGGGCUACAUGGUUAUCACGCCGCUUCAGCGCAAAGACGCCUCAACAGUGCUGGUGAAUAGAGGUUGGAUUGAUAAGAAGCACCGUGACCAGAAGACGAGACCAGACGGACUGCCCACGGGAGAGGUCUUUGUCGAAGGCAUGCUGAGGGAACCCUGGAAGAAGAACAGCUUCACACCCGAUAACCGACCUGAGAGGGGGGAGUUCUUCUUCCCCGAUGUCAAGCAGAUGGCUGAGCUCACUGGGAGCCAGCCCGUAUGGAUUGAAGCUACUUCUGAACCCGACUUCUUAAGGAUGGUCGACUUUGAAGCCCGUGGUAUUCCCUAUGGACGGGCAGCAGAGGUCAACUUGAAAAACAACCACGCCCAAUACAUUUUUACCUGGUACAGCUUGGCUGUGGCCACCUCCAUCAUGCUUUACAUGGUCAUCAAGAAGCCUUCAUCAGAAAUAGUCCGUCGUGCCAGACACAGCAAAGGUCUGUAG